AUGUCGGAGACCGCUCCCCUGGCUCCCGCCGCUCCCGCCCCCGCGGAGAAGACGCCCGUGAAGAAGAAGGCGCGCAAGCCCGCCGGCGCCGCCAAGCGCAAGGCGUCCGGGCCGCCCGUGUCCGAGCUCAUCACCAAGGCGGUCGCCGCCUCCAAGGAGCGCAGCGGCGUGUCGCUGGCCGCGCUCAAGAAGGCGCUGGCGGCCGCGGGCUACGACGUGGACAAGAACAACAGCCGCAUCAAGCUGGGCCUCAAGAGCCUGGUGAGCAAGGGCACCCUGCUGCAGACCAAGGGCACCGGCGCCUCGGGCUCCUUCAAGCUCAACAAGAAGGCGGCCUCGGGCGAGGCCAAGCCCAAGGCCAAGAAGGCGGGCGCCGCCAAGGCCAAGAAGGCGGCCGGGGCGCCCAAGAAGACCAAGAAGCCCGCGGGCGCGGCCGCGCCCAAGAAGGCCGCCAAGAAGACCCCGAAGAAGGCCAAGAAGCCGGCGGCGGCCGCGGGGGCCAAGAAGGCGGCCAAGAGCCCCAAGAAGGUGAAGGCCGCCAAGCCCAAGAAGGUCGCCAAGAGCCCCGCCAAGGCCAAAGCCGCCAAGCCUAAGGCGGCCAAGCCGCAAGCUGCCAAGGCCAAGGCUACGAAGGCCAAGAAGGUGGCCCCUAAGAAGAAGUGA
Molecule: messenger RNA, 663 nt
Organism: Pipistrellus nathusii (Nathusius's pipistrelle)
Lineage: Eukaryota; Metazoa; Chordata; Mammalia; Chiroptera; Vespertilionidae
Source: the annotation of a GenBank genome assembly